This is a messenger RNA of Menidia menidia (Atlantic silverside), 3163 nucleotides long. Lineage: Eukaryota; Metazoa; Chordata; Actinopteri; Atheriniformes; Atherinopsidae. The record is from the annotation of a GenBank genome assembly.
CCCCGCCAUGAUUUAUGUCAGAGGAAAUGAAAAGCCGGAUCCUCAUGGGCCCGCCGUGUGUUUUUCUUGCAGGAGACCAAUGAAAUUGUGGCCAUUAAAAAAUUCAAGGACAGCGAAGAAAAUGAAGAGGUUAAAGAGACAACGUUACGGGAGCUCAAGAUGCUCCGAACCCUCAAGCAGGAGAACAUUGUGGAGCUGAAGGAGGCCUUCCGCCGAAGAGGGAAGCUGUAUUUGGUUUUUGAAUAUGUGGAGAAGAAUAUGCUGGAGCUGCUGGAGGAGUUACCCACCGGGGUGCCCACCGACAAAGCACGCAGCUACAUCUUCCAGCUGAUCAAAGCCAUUCACUGGUGCCACAAGCACGACAUUGUUCACCGAGACAUAAAGCCAGAAAAUCUCCUCAUCAGUUCCGAUGACGUCCUCAAGCUUUGCGACUUUGGUUUUGCACGUAAUCUCUCCGAGGGAACCGACGCUAAUUACACCGAAUAUGUGGCCACUAGAUGGUACCGCUCUCCAGAGCUCCUGCUCGGGGCCCCUUAUGGGAAGGCAGUGGACAUGUGGUCAGUGGGAUGCAUUUUGGGGGAGCUGAGCGAUGGGCAGCCUCUGUUCCCGGGAGAGAGCGAGAUUGACCAGCUCUUCACCAUCCAGAAAGUGUUGGGACCCCUGCCACCAGAGCAGAUGAAGCUCUUCUAUAACAACCCUCGCUUCCAUGGGCUGAGGUUUCCUGCUGUGAACCACCCGCAGACGUUGGAGCGGAGAUACCUGGGAAUCAUCGGUGGAGGCCUGCUCGACCUGCUAAAGAACCUCCUAUUGCUGAACCCGACGGAGCGCUUUCUCACAGAGCAGUGCCUGAACCACCACGCCUUCCAGACCCUGCGGCUGGUGGAGCGUCCCGGCCCCCCCACGCCCACUCCCGUGCGCUCCUCCAAGAGGAAGCCUCACCACGGAGACAACAACACCCCCAGCAGGAGCCAUGGAGGGAAGAGCUCAGGAAGUCACCGCUCCAGCAGCAGAGAGUGCUCCAGCCUGCCCCGCCACGAGGACGUCCACCCCGGCAACGAGGGCUUCCUCAACGGCAACAUGCCCGCCGCCAUCAACCUCAGCCCCACCCUGCACCCCAAGAACUACCAGCCCCAGAUCUUCAACCACUCCACGGCCUGCAGCAUGGACCUGGCCAGCAGCAACCUGCCCCACCUCCACAGCCCCGGCGAGGCCAAGAGCAAGGGCGACUUCGAGAUGAACCUGGGCUCCAAGGGCUCCGACGGACCCGGCGCCAAGUACCUCAAAUCCAACUUCCGCUCGCAGCAGAACCGCCACUCCUUCGUGGAGGGGAAGACCAACACGCUGCAGUCGGGGGAGAAGCACGGCCGCCACGGCUACGUGGACUCCCACAGCUCGGCGCCCUCCUCCUCCAAGUUCGCCUACCUGAACCUGUCCAAGAGCUACGGCACGCUGAGCGACGCCAAGUCGGUGGGGAACCUGAACGACGUGCACCUGUACGCCGACGAGCCCGCGUCCCGCUAUUUCCCCUCCAGCUGCCUGGACCUCACGGCCCCCAGCAGCCCGGCCUCCCGGCGGGUGGAGAGGCUGGGCCCCGGCGCGGCCGGUCGGGCGAGCACGCGCUCGGACCGAGAGAGCAACACCUUGGACUCCUCCUACCGGCGCGCCUCCACCCGCCAUAAAACCUCAGAGGAGGCCAAGUCGUCCGACGCCCUGGACCCGGGGGAAAGUAGCAUCGAAAGGGGCCACGCGCACUCUCUGUCCGCCCCGCACGAUCCCCUGCCCUACGGCCAGGGCUACACCAGCCCCUUCUCCUCCCAGCAGAGGCCGCACCGCCACUCCAUGUACGUGCGGAGGGAUCACCAGCGGACGCACGGGGCGGACGAAGGGCUGUCGGUCGGCCAGGGGAUGCCCACCCGGGCCAGCAGCCUGCAGCUGCUGUCCCCACAGCUGCAGCACCGCACGCUGCCCCGCCACUCCGGGAGCUCCUCUAGGGAAGAGGACCUGAGCAGGAGUGAACAGGCACCCACUGAGGUCACCCACAGCAGACCCCCAAUAAGGGACUCAACAAGGGACAACGCCGCAUCUUUUCACUCACAGCGGCAAAAAAACGAGGUCGGCUUAUAUCAUGACCAGCAAGCAGAAGAUGGGGGCUCUUCCAAAGAGAACCGCAACAUCUACAGUGAAUCCAUGCCGAGGCGGGUGGGCAGCUUCUACAGAGUCCCUUCUCCCCGGCCAGACAACUCCUUCCAUGACCGACGGGGCGAGAGCCGGGGCUCUGGCUUGUCUGGGGACGGAAGCAGUUUGACUAACCACACCAAACGGCAGCCCGCAUUUGACCCCUGGACUGGCCCAGAUACCGUUGUCUUGAAUGCAUCUGAGCCAUCCAAAGAGAAGGAGAAGCAGGGUUUCUUCAGAGCAAUAAAAAAGAAAAAGAAAAAAUCCCAAAUGAUGGAAGUCCCCGAUGGAAGGCCCCCAGUCAUCAAGAAAUGUCUUUUGCCCCUGUUUUGUCCAAAGAAUAACAUAAAGCAUAGCUACUUUGUGAGAGUCCUCCCUGUAGUGUCCUCUCCCAUGGCUCCCAACGAAGGUAUGGAUGCGGUCAUCCAGAAGUCCUCCAGGUCCUCAGGUCACCAGAGCAGCCGCCACCGGACUCGAGACAAGAGCAGAGAGCGGAACCAGGAGCGAGACCGGGACCGAGAAAAGGACUGGCCCCCGGAGAAAAUAUCCGAUUCGCACUCUCCUAGCCAGCCGUUGAAGUCGCUGCGCAAGCUCCUCCACCUCUCGUCCUCGUCCUCCAACCAGACGGCGUCCUCCGACAUGCGCUACCAAGCGUCCGGCCAGGGCGGCUUCAGCGAAGGCCGGGGCCACUCGGGGGUCGGCACGCCCCAGCUCAAGGGCCGACAGGCAGCCUACCCGCUGCCCGGACAGCUGGAGUCCGGCUGGCACCCGUCGGCACACGGCCGCCCCGAGGGCAACCCUUACCCGGAGCAAAUGGGCAUCAAGGGCGGCCAGAACGGCCACGGCUUCGGACGCCCGUCCAGAUCUCGCAUGCCAAACCUCAACGACCUGAAAGAGACAGCCCUGUAAUCUUUCGAAAACCCCUCAGCAUCCCGUUUCCCUCCUGUUGUUUCCCCCCCGUUCCCGUUGUAAAUCAGAGCAACCUGCU